Fomitopsis serialis is the source of this 1164-nucleotide messenger RNA. RefSeq lists its product as uncharacterized. The transcript has 10 exons. Lineage: Eukaryota; Fungi; Basidiomycota; Agaricomycetes; Polyporales; Fomitopsidaceae. The record is from RefSeq and is a predicted model, not a curated record. The coding region runs from base 1 to 1164 and encodes 387 amino acids.
AUGGAAGAUCCGAUUUCCUUGUCUGCCGCAAUUGACUCCGGAUCUGAAGAGAGUCGCGUCUCGCCCGAUGAACGCGAGCUCGAGAAACAGCCUGCUACGGCUGUGCUGGUUAUUGAGACCGCAGAGACGACGACAAAGGUCAUCGUCACGGCUACCAGCACAGUGAGACUCGAGGAGACGGGCACGUCCUCUAGCGAAUGCAGCGAUGGCGACGACCUCGAUGACGGCGACUUUGAGCAGUGGAAACCGCGCGGACCAUUAAAACAGAACUCUGCGGCAAUUCCCCCGCUCAAUUCGCGAGUCCGGGAUGCGGCUGUAGAGAACACCAAGGCGGGAUCCAAUGCGCACGCUCAGGAGCCGAAAGACAAGGAGGAUAAGGUGGGGGUAGAUGUCAUGAGGAUAUGGUGUCGAGAUUUGAGUCCAUAUCGCAUGAUAUUCAUUUGGGCUGUGACUGUCGAUGAACUUCGAAGACACCGCAUGCACUGCCCUGAACAUCGAGGUCGCUCUAUCACCGUGCCCUUCGCCCCACAUGUGCAAGGCUUCCUCGCCAAAGCGUUCAAGCGUGUGCAGCAACCGGGACGGAUCGGUGCCUGGAACAGUCUGGCUCCAUUGCCCGCGGCUGUCUGCCAUGCAUCGAGGUUGACGAACGUUGACGAACAAAGCGUGGGCGAGCUGCCAGUUCUCGGGAACGGCGUAGCCCGUCGUGUCGGGGUCCUCAACAACGAAGUGCACGAUGUUGGCCACGCCACCACUGCCAAUGAACGAGUUGAUGGCGAGGCCGCCGUGGAGUUGAAUACCGAGGUUGACUCCAGUAAAGUAUCAUGGAAACAUACCGCAAACAUAGCGGGAGCCAAUUCGCCUGUAGAAUCCGUUGUCGACUUUCAUGCCAUGAGUCGGUCGCUCCUGGGCCAGGCCAUCAAUGCGCUGUGCAUACGUGAACUCGUUCCGCUUCUCAAUGCCGCUCCAGUCAAUCCGAUUGUCUUGCUUGAUCAAGGACAGAAGCAUGGAAGACGCGAGGGGCAACGCAGUGUCUCGCUCGAGAACUGGGACAUCCACAGACACAUUCCCCGCAUCGACGACAGACGCCACGAGAGCCUAAAGAUACACUCGGGACUAUGGGCGAAAGGACCUUCAGAAUGGUCUCUGAGUGAAGGCCCCAGAUAA